AUGGACUUGUGGAUCCCAAAUGAAGAACCUGCCAUCCUACCCCUACAGUACAACAGGCAUCCUGGAAGGCCGAGGACCAAAAGGUUUAAGGAUGCUUCUGAGAAGGAGAAUGAAGGCCCCAAGCUUGGAAGGGUGCAGAAAUCUCUGAGGUGCUUCAACUGUAACCAAUUGGGUCACAAUAUUAAGAGUUGUCAUAGACACCUCCCACCAAAGACAGCAGCAGUCAAGGGUAGCAAGAAGAGAAAGCUGAACAGUGGAGAGGCAUCAUCUUCUCAGCCAAAGGGUACCAAAGAGCCCUUGAAGAGCAAGAAUGAACUCAGAGCUAAGGCAGCAAAGAAAGCUGAAGCAGCAAAGAAAAAGAGGGAUGAAAAGAGGGCAACAGCAAAGGAAGCAAGAGGAUCUACUCCAACUAGAGGAAGACCACUGAAAGCUGCUUCAAACAAUGGUAAAGUGGCUUCAAGCAAGGGUAAAGCAGCUUCUGCACCACAAGCUUCCCAAGGUUCGUCAAGGUCAUAUGUGAGGAUCAGGGAUAAUGCAAGGAAUGCUGGAAAAUGGGAAUGCAGCCAAGGUUAG
Molecule: messenger RNA, 573 nt
Organism: Rosa chinensis
Lineage: Eukaryota; Viridiplantae; Streptophyta; Magnoliopsida; Rosales; Rosaceae
Exons: 3
Coding region: 1-573 (190 amino acids)
Molecular function (GO): nucleic acid binding; zinc ion binding
Source: RefSeq, a predicted model, not a curated record